UCUCUUCCUGGUCGAUGUGGACAGAAAGAAGAAAUUCAGGGUGAGGUCUGUUGUUGUAGUUGCGAUAAUAAUGGGGAGAGUUAGUGAAGAUAUGUCGGGAAAGUCCCAUGAUUUAUGUAGGAUUGCGUUUUUUGGCUUAUGAAGCCCACUUUCAUUAUGCUUGAACAGAUGUGCAGCGGUGCAUUCUCCAUGAACACUGUGUUAGCCGCUAACGCUACAGACUAGUGCACCUGUGACCGGCUUCUUUGUGUCGUUUAAAUCUGCGGUUAUUUUCAACAUUGACUGUUAGUUAACUCAGUUUAUUAAGGUAAACUUUUUGUAAUCAUCCAGGGCGGCAAGCCCCAGUCACUGGUAUCCGACGUGCUGUGCAAGAUUGACGAAGAAGUCCGUCUCCAGAAAUGCAUGGUCUUCACUCAGUUUGCACCUGGCUGGAUGUUUAUAGAUCCACAUAGUCCCAAAAUAGUUCCGAAAGUCAGAGAUGGCGUCAUCCAAAGCAAAGGUCGGAGUCAACAGUGAGACAAACUCCCUUAAAGAAAGCAAAAGCAACGCGAGCAGCUCAGCUGAAGACGCCUCACCAAAUAACCGCAUAUAUUGCCUUGAUGACCUGGAGACUGUCGCCACAGUCGGCACGGGGACUUUUGGACGAGUCUUCCUGGUCAAGGACAAAAAGAGCAGGGCCUUCUUUGCCCUGAAGCAGAUGAAGAUCCCUGACGUGAUCCGACUGAAGCAGGAGCAGCACGUCCACAACGAGAAGGAGGUGCUGAGCGAGGUCAACCACUCCUUUCUCAUCAGACUGUUCUGGACUCACCACGAUGAACGUUUUCUCUAUAUGCUCAUGGACUACGUGCCAGGCGGCGAGCUCUUCAGCUACUUACGGAGCCGUGGGCGCUUCAGCAACGCCACGGGCCUUUUCUAUACCUCUGAGAUCGUUUGUGCCAUUGAGUACCUCCACUCCAAAGAAAUUGUGUAUCGAGACCUGAAGCCUGAGAACAUCUUGCUGGACAGCGAAGGACACAUCCGUCUGACCGACUUUGGCUUUGCCAAGAAGCUCACGGACAGGACCUGGACUCUGUGUGGGACUCCUGAGUAUCUGGCUCCUGAAGUCAUCCAAAGCAAAGGUCACGGCCGGGCAGUGGACUGGUGGGCUCUGGGCAUCCUCAUCUUUGAAAUGCUGGCUGGGUAUCCACCUUUCUUUGAUGACAAUCCAUUUGGAAUCUAUCAGAAGAUUCUGGCUGCAAAACUGGAAUUCCCACGUCAUCUGGAUUUCUAUGUCAAAGACCUCAUAAAGAAGUUUCUUGUGAUUGACCGAGCCAGACGGCUGGGCAACAUGAAGAAUGGAGCAGACGACGUGAAGAAGCACCGAUGGUUUAAAACUAUUGACUGGGAGGCCGUUCCUCUGAGGAAACUAAAGCCUCCUAUAGUUCCUAAGGUUUCCCAUGAGGGCGACACCUCCAACUUUGAUGUUUACCCAGAGGAUGACUGGAAAAAAGACCCCCCUGUGGCCCAGAAAGACUUGGAGGUCUUCAAAAACUUCUGAUCCCUCAGCCGUGUUUAUUUAUUAAUCGAUUGAUUUAUGUGGAUAACUAACAACACACAUUGUAAAACUACUAUUACAGGUACUCUGUUGGAGAAAACACUUAUUUAUCAAAUUGGGGGAUUUGCAUCUUAUCUGUAAUAAUGAACUUCCAAAGGACAGAUGCUGUGACGUGUAUGAAACUAAAGACAUGGUUAGCUUUUUAUACUUUUAUUUAUCUGCUACUUUGAGUUUAUUUUAUUUUUUGUUUUUAUUCUCUGAGCCCAUUCAUAUGCAAAAAUAUCUGGUUCAUUUGAAACCAAAAGACUGUUACUUUCUGGGUAUAAAACAGAAAAAAAAAAUCAGGUCUUUUUAUAUAGUUGUGUUUUAUAGUUUCUCUCUUUUUAAAAUGUUCAUGUAGUCAUGUUUAAUGUGACUUCAGACUGGUACUGUAACAGUCUUCUGAUCAGUAGUCAUUAAUGACUUAUUCUCUAUGUAGUCAGACACUUGGACAGAAAAAGCGUGACCAGUAGCACUUGUAAAGAAAGUGCCUUACAUCACUGUUUGAUGUCUCGCAGCUACACAUUUGAAAUCUGUGCUGUGUCAAUGGAAUUCAAAGUAUAGUGGACUUGGAACAUGUGAGGUGCUGUUGGAGACAACAUACCACUGAACUGUUGUCACAUCUAAUAAUGUAAAGCUGUCUAACAUAUCUGCGUUAGGUCUCUUCACAGCCCAAGGUUUUUGCCAUUACUGUAGAGCCACAGCUGCUCUGCAGGCGCUUUGCUGCACCUUGUGCCCAUUCACCUCACUCAUUUUCAUUCUUGUUGUCGUAUUUUAUUUAAAGCCAAGGAUGUUAUGUAAGAGCCUCAUUUAGUGCAUCACAGUACAGAGUGAAUGUGCAGUUGGUAGGGAUAGGAAUCUAAAUUCUCUAUAAGAGCCAGUUCCCAGUUACAGUUAGUCUGCCUGCCUAUCAACCCUGCUUAUCCCCUUGCAUUUGCACUACAGUCAGCCGAUUUCAGUUCAUGUGCCGAUGAGGUGGCACAGUUAUUUUUAUUGCACAAAACCGUGAGAGUGCAGUGGUACAAAGGAAAGUGUGUCCAGGACAGAAACAGCUGUUAAUGAUGUCGCUAAACAUCAGCUCUUUGGAGGCACUUACACAGACAGCACAGCGUGCUAACGCUAAGCUAGCCAAGAACCCAGAGUUAAAUUAAAGCAUCGUGAAUCUGACGCCAGCCCAGCAGUCAGACCCUGAACGUUAACCGGUAUCGAAGCCAGGGAUGAAGCCUUCAUCUCUACCUGUUCAUGUUUCUAAAGUAGAGGCACUGUGGCGAUCGCUUUAGUCUCUGCUGGUUUUCAUCUUUGCUUCAUGUUCAUACCUAAAUACUAAGACAAGGAUCACAUGUGUGUCCUCGUUAGGACAGGGAUUUGUGUUGGUGUGUGCUGGGACUGUAGCCUCAGGUUUAUGUUAUUAAAUGCUUAUAAGAUGAUACGUUUCAGGUCACAAAGGACUUUCUCCUGGGAACAAUAAACUAAAGUACUUCAUUGCUUUUAAGAACAGUGUUCUGACUAAUAUAUUUUUGAGUAAUGACCCCAGCACUGAUCGCACAGCAUGCAAUUACUCUGAACAAAUAUAAUGUUGUUGAUGUGCUGCUUAGUGAAGGUGAUGACUCUAAAAGCGGAGCCAGUGAAAAUCAAUAAGUGAUAUUGAUCCCAGUUCCCAUUCUUAGCAUUCGUACAGUCAGUAUUCAUUAGCAUUUCUGUGAACUGUUGCUUGCUGAAUAUCACAACAAAAUAAACCUUGUUUAUCAUGGUUUUGUGCCUCAUACUUCAUUAUAAGUUGGAUCCAUCUCAUUCUAACUAAAAUCGGCACAGUUUUCUUCCAUGCCUCCAGUGCACAUGGCAGGCUCCAUAAAAGGAUGGUUGGAUGGGGUUGGUGGGAGAAGCUGAACCCUACUGAACACCUCUAGGAUGAACUAGAAGGGAUGUUGAACUCUUGUCAAACAUUACUGGCUGACUUCAGAAGUGCUGACUCCACUUUGAAUGUUGACCUUAUAGGCUGUUGUGAACAAUUUCUAAAAACUUUGAAAGUAGCAGGAGAAACCUGAUGGAAGCCAUGAUGUUUGUUCAGAUGGAUAAGAUGAUAGAAGGGUUGUAUUUUAUUACCAACCGUCCACUGGACUGCCUUGGUGGAUGACAUAAGAGUAUUUUCCUUUUUUCAUUUUUCAUGUCUGUAUCCUGUUUUGUAAACAUUGUGGAAUUAUUUUUCCUAAUUCGCAGUGCAGAUGUUGCUCUGAACACAACCUUACUGGACCUUUGAAACAUCCUAGCCUAUCAAUGCCUGUAACUGGAAUUUGUUUUUGAUACUUGGCUCCAGCAUCAAUUCAUCUAAAACACUCUGGGUGAACUGUGUCUCGCUGCAGAAACAAUCACCCAAUGUCCUUAUUACACAGGCUUUCCUCAUCCAUUUAUUUGUAUCUAGCUGCAGCCACACUCUCUCCAUAAACAAAAGUUUUCUAAAAAUGUAUUUCUGAUUACUGUUUUUGUUUUUACAACUUAAAUUGUUCCAGAGCUUGUGGCACACCCUGAAGACAUUUUAAAAGCACAUUUUAAAGGUGAAAAGUAGCUCCUGUUGAAAUGAGUUAGCGAGAGUCAUUUGUAAGAUAAGGCCAAGAUACCACCUCAUGUCCACGUAGGGCUGCAAAAGUCCAAACAGUUAGAAGGAUACCAGAAUAGUGGAGCUGUUGGUGUGCCAUCUAUAUCAUGAUGGUAAGCUUUUCUUGUUGCACUUUUGUGUUAUACGGACAAACAAAGCUGCUUUUCUGUUGUCGUAACAGCGACGUUAUGUGGUUCAGUACCUUACAGAAGUAGACGAAAGUCCACUGUUCAAGAUCGCAGAUGACUUAUUCAUUGUUUAUCAGUCCAAUGUCAGUUGCAGUGGACUCCAGACUUUGCAACUCUAAAUGAGAUAAACUGAUAAGAAAAUGAUUGGAUCCAAGUGUCUCGAGUACCUGAGACCUGCUGUCAGGCAGAGAGCGCCUGUCCCCUGCAUCACCUGUUCACUGCAGUUAUAAAAUGGCAUGUUUGCUUACAUUUUCUUUAUUUAAAAUAAAUGAAAAAUUCUAAUUCCUGUGAAUAAGUCCUCAAGAGAAGUGGAAACAUCAGAGAUUUAACUUCAGUAAACUGAAAUCUAACUUUAGAUCCUUCAGACUCAGUCAGGUCACUACAUCUGUAAGACUCCACAUAGAUCUACUGAAGGUUUUCCAGAACAUUAUCACACAUGGAUGAAUUCUGAGGUAGACCUUUUAAAGGAGACUCUUAGUGAUUCAGUGACAGACUUUAUUUAUGCAGUCUGUUAGCUAUGGAUGAAUGAAACCCAAACUCCUGUGCCACAUAAGAAAGAAGCAGCUCUGUUAGGCCAUUAAAGGGAAGGACCACUGCAAAUCAACUCAGAGCUCCUAUUCAGUGAAUGGUUUGAUUGGGAUUAAAAUGAUAUUCUUUGACUUUCCUAGUCAGCAGAUCUUAACAUGUCCACUUGCUAAACAACACUAAAAGUAGUGUCCACCCUCGAGGACAGUGCCAUGCGACUGCAUGCUGUAACCUGGCACCUUUAUCUGUAGUAUGGACAAGCCUGUGCUGUAAUCACCUGAGCUUAAAUGUGUUGUUGACAUUUCUAUGUUAUUGUCUUGAUACUUAUCAGAGUGUAUGAUUGAAUUAUGUUGUUUAUGGGCAUCAUUUUACAAAGAGCUGUGUUUCCUGUUAAGUAGGUUUUCUAAAUAGAAAUGUCCGCAUGCUUUAAAAUACCUGAAGUGUCACACUAAUCUGUAUUCACAGGUUUUUUUCUUUGCUGUACUCCUGCUGCAUUUCAAGCUUUGUUUUCUUACCCGAGGAGUGUAAAUGUUGUUCUGUCCAGUCCUGGGACAUUGUGUCUUACACAGCAAUAUAUUGUUUAAAAUGUCAACCUUUGUCUUGGAAAUAUGUUUUCUGGUGCAAAUAUGCAUUAUUUUCUACCCAAUACGUAGCAAUGCCUUUUCAUUUCCAUGAAUUCUAGUUAUACCUUUAACUCUGAAGCCUGAGUGAAGUCGAAACAAGUUAAACUGUCGAAACAAGUGGAGUUUAUAAAGAAGCAUGUUUUGUCCUGCUUGGUUUAUUUUACACUCACCUGUGCUGCGUCCUUCAGCCACCCAGCAGGCUCUGAAGGUCAGUCGCCUGCCUGUGUAGUCAAGCAAACCUUUUGCAUUCACAAAAUGGAAAUCUGACAUUUGGGAAGUGAAGCCUUCAUUGAUGUUUGACGUUUCUCGGGUCCAGGCUUUCAUGAAAAUAUACCGUCAGCCCACUCAGGAGACACCAGCAUCCAUCUAGAACAAAGCAGACAACAUAGAGUCAGUGUUUUCGUUUCUUAACCACCUCCACACGUACUCCAGUUUGAUUUAAAAUAUUAAAUGGAAUUGU
Messenger RNA from Pelmatolapia mariae (spotted tilapia), 5962 nucleotides. RefSeq names its product protein kinase X-linked (gene prkx). Gene Ontology annotation, cellular component: cytosol; cAMP-dependent protein kinase complex. Bases 479 to 1537 code for a protein of 352 amino acids. The record is from RefSeq and is a predicted model, not a curated record. Gene Ontology annotation, biological process: peptidyl-serine phosphorylation; signal transduction. The transcript is spliced from 8 exons. Gene Ontology annotation, molecular function: ATP binding; cAMP-dependent protein kinase activity. NCBI's taxonomy places the organism in Eukaryota, Metazoa, Chordata, Actinopteri, Cichliformes, Cichlidae.